UCAACUUCAACUCUUUUAAUUUUCUUGUCUCCCGCAUUCUUUUCGAUACAAAUUAGCUCGACAUAUAAAUGAGCUCGUUUAAAAUUGCCUCGCUUCUGUUCCGCACGCUGUCAAAGCCAGUGGCCAAUGCGCUGAAGCAACAAGCAAAGUCGCAUGACAUAUUUCGCUCACUUUGCAUCAACGUGGCGCAAAUCGCGCAUCGCACAGAGAUGAACUGGAAGAUGAAGGUGCUCGGGUACAAGAAGGAGAUCAUCCGGCCACUCAACGAUGCUCGAGCAAUUGACGCGGGCGCAAACUUCCUCGGUGAGGCCUUCAUAUUUAGUGUGGCUUUGUCGCUCAUAUUUGCCGAGCAAGUGCGCAGUAGGAAGCAGGCGAAGAGGCAGAGGAACGCUGUGGACGACAGAUUGGAAGAAUUAGAAAGGGAUAUGGCGGAGCAUAAGGAGGAGCUGGCGAGGGUGAAGGAGGAGCGCGGCUUGUUGAGACAGGAGCUGGGUGAGUUGACCCAGGAGACCGAUACGCUUAGCGGGGUGCUCAUGCAGGUGCUGGGUAGGGAGAUGGAAAAGAGGGGCGUUGCCAGGGGGCAUCAGCCAGCGCAGAUCAGCCAAGAGAUGGUCGAAAGGUUUGAGAAUGGCGAAAAUGUCGACUCUUCGCUUCGGGAAGCCAUCCAGAGCUCGACAAAAACAGCCUGAUAAUACAAUAGACAGCCACUGCAUUUUUUAAGAAAAUAAAAAAUUAAGUCAACUUGAAA
Molecule: messenger RNA, 748 nt
Organism: Kickxella alabastrina
Lineage: Eukaryota; Fungi; Kickxellomycota; Kickxellomycetes; Kickxellales; Kickxellaceae
Product: optic atrophy 3 protein-domain-containing protein
Exons: 2
Coding region: 69-689 (206 amino acids)
Biological process (GO): regulation of lipid metabolic process
Cellular component (GO): mitochondrion
Source: RefSeq, a predicted model, not a curated record